Molecule: messenger RNA, 1753 nt
Organism: Scaptodrosophila lebanonensis
Lineage: Eukaryota; Metazoa; Arthropoda; Insecta; Diptera; Drosophilidae
Gene: RtcB
Product: tRNA-splicing ligase RtcB homolog
Exons: 2
Coding region: 148-1668 (506 amino acids)
Biological process (GO): tRNA splicing, via endonucleolytic cleavage and ligation
Cellular component (GO): nucleus; tRNA-splicing ligase complex
Molecular function (GO): RNA ligase (ATP) activity
Source: RefSeq, a predicted model, not a curated record
GCCGGCUUCUCAUUGCAUUUUUUGCAUAAAUUCUGACGCACGUAAAUAUUUCACUAAUUGUGAAAUAAAUAAAAAAUCGAUUUGCAUUUCGGCUUUUAAUACUUUUUAGAUAGUUGUAAUUAAUAAAACAAUCGCAGGUCGGUCAAAAUGGUUGUCCGCCCGUACAACGAUGAGUUAAAGUAUUUGGAAAAAAUCAGUGACCACUGCUGGCGCAUCAAGAAAGGAUUCCAGCCCAACAUGAAUGUGGAGGGCUGCUUCUACGUGAACAGCCGGUUGGAGCAGCUCAUGUUGGAGGAGCUAAAAAAUGCUUGCCGUCCGGGAGCUGUAGGUGGCUUUCUGCCUGGAGUUAAGCAAAUUGCAAAUGUGGCCGCACUUCCCGGUAUAGUUGGACGCUCAAUUGGCCUGCCCGAUAUUCACUCAGGUUAUGGCUUCGCUAUUGGCAACAUGGCAGCAUUCGACAUGGAUGAUCCGCUGUCUGUGGUCAGUCCCGGUGGUGUUGGGUUCGAUAUCAACUGUGGUGUGCGUUUGCUUCGCACAAAUCUGUACGAGAAAGAUGUGCAACCGGUAAAGGAGCAGCUAACACAGUCGCUCUUCGACCAUAUACCAGUGGGUGUAGGCUCCAAGGGUAUUAUACCCAUGAAUGCCCGUGAUCUGGAGGAGGCGCUGGAAAUGGGCAUGGACUGGUCAUUGCGUGAGGGCUACGUCUGGGCGGAAGACAAGGAGCAUUGCGAGGAGUAUGGUCGAAUGCUGAGUGCCGAUCCUGCCAAGGUCAGUUCGCGUGCCAAGAAACGUGGACUUCCACAACUGGGCACAUUGGGUGCCGGCAACCAUUAUGCUGAAAUCCAAGUGGUCGAUGAGAUCUUUGACAAAUGGAGUUCCAGCAAAAUGGGUAUUGAGGAGAAGGGCCAAGUUGUGGUCAUGAUUCACUCUGGCAGUCGUGGCUUUGGUCACCAAGUGGCCACAGAUGCCCUGGUAGAGAUGGAGAAGGCCAUGAAACGAGACAAAAUCGAGACUAACGAUCGCCAGCUGGCCUGCGCACGAAUCCAUUCUGUCGAAGGACAGAAUUAUCUAAAGGCCAUGGCGGCUGCUGCCAACUUUGCUUGGGUGAAUCGCAGCUCAAUGACGUUUCUGACACGUCAAGCAUUUGCCAAAAUGUUUAACACCACACCGGACGAUCUGGACAUGCACGUCAUCUACGAUGUAUCGCAUAACAUAGCCAAGGUGGAGAAUCACAUUGUGGAUGGAAAGGAGCGCCAGCUACUUGUGCACCGUAAGGGCUCUACGCGCGCUUUUCCUCCUCAUCAUCCUUUGAUUCCUGUCGAUUAUCAAUUGACUGGACAGCCCGUGCUAGUUGGAGGCACCAUGGGAACUUGCAGUUACGUGCUAACAGGCACAGAACAGGGCAUGCAGGAGACAUUUGGCAGUACUUGCCAUGGCGCAGGUCGAGCCUUGUCACGUGCCAAAUCGCGCCGCAAUAUCGACUAUAAGCAGGUACUAGGCAAACUCGAAGAAAUGGGCAUUUCCAUACGAGUCGCCUCACCCAAGCUGGUCAUGGAGGAGGCACCCGAAUCAUACAAGGACGUGACGGAUGUUGUGGACACCUGUCAUGCGGCAGGCAUAAGCAAGAAGUGCAUAAAACUGCGUCCCAUUGCAGUGAUUAAGGGCUAGAACAUAAAUGAUAUAAAGAAUGAACUGUAAUUGAAUUAUAUAUUAAUUUGUUUUGCUUGGGAGUAAACGACGAUGAUAGAUGAAA